ACAACUGUGGCGCCACAAAUCAGCUUAAACUCCACGCCACUUUCCUAAACUCCCUAUAAAUAUUUAAGGAAAAUACAGCAAGAGCAAAAUCAAAGUAAAAAUCUUAUUUAUUUUCGAAGCAGAGAUGUCGUGGCAGAGCUAUGUCGACGAUCACUUGAUGUGUGAGAUCGACGGAAAUCAUCUGACUUCGGCAGCUAUCAUCGGCCACGACGGCGUCGUUUGGGCUCAAAGCGCCACUUUCCCUCAGUUUAAAGUAGAAGAAAUAGCUGCGAUCAUGGAAGAUUUUGAAGAACCAGGAAAACUUGCUCCAACAGGACUACACAUUGGUGGCAUUAAAUAUAUGGUUAUACAAGGAGAACCAGGAGCUGUAAUAAGAGGAAAGAAGGGUGCUGGUGGAAUCACGGUGAAGAAGACGAAUCAGGCGUUGCUGCUCGGGAUAUACGAUGAGCCGAUGACGCCGGGGCAGUGCAAUGUGGUGGUUGAGAGGAUCGGCGAUUAUCUCAUCGAACAAGGCCUCUAAUUUCUAAAUUACUCUCAUUCUCGACAUGCUACAUUAUUUUUCUCUGUUUCAUUGGUGUGUUAUGAGUGCUUCGAAUAAUAUUAUUUUAUCUCGGGAUCGUGUUGAGAAUUUGUUGUGUUGGUUUUUCCCUUACAUUUAUUGGUUUCAAAAUUAUUAUACGUGUGAAAAUAUUAUAAUCCUUGAUACUGGACUUA
Salvia splendens (bonfire salvia) is the source of this 714-nucleotide messenger RNA. RefSeq names its product profilin-4. The transcript has 3 exons. Gene Ontology annotation, cellular component: cell cortex. Gene Ontology annotation, molecular function: actin monomer binding. NCBI's taxonomy places the organism in Eukaryota, Viridiplantae, Streptophyta, Magnoliopsida, Lamiales, Lamiaceae. The record is from RefSeq and is a predicted model, not a curated record. The coding region runs from base 125 to 520 and encodes 131 amino acids.